AUGGGGAAAGAGAACAAAAAUAAGGCAAAAGAAGUAAAAGAAUUCGGGGAAAUUGAUACAAGAAAGAAAGUGAUGGGCACCGGUCUUAGGGAUUCUACUUUCUCAAGAUUAGGUCCUGUUCAAAACGUUGGUCCUAGUCAGGGUAUCGGUUCUGAUAAAGCUAGACAUAGCCACACCGGUCCUAGAGCUUCUCAUAAUGCUACCAUACUUAUCCAUAUUGACCAUAUUAAGUAUGGUCCUGGACUUACUAAUCCUGAUACUACUCAAGCUACCGGACUUGCUACUACCGCUCUUGAUGAAAAAGGUGCAACCAUUGUUGGUCCCGACUAUAUUGGUCCUGAUACUAGCACAAGUCCUGUUAUUGUGGAUGAUAUUAUUUGCGUUUCAUCAUCUUGCUUUGUUGAUAGCGUCAAUGGAGUCCAUAAAGGGUAUUUCAAGGGGGGAAACGGGGGUGAUGAUGUGAUUGAUUGUGUUAACAUUAAUAAUCAACUUGCAUCCAACCAUCGUCCUAUAGAUGAUAAUACUAAAGAUUUAGAGACGGAACGUAGCUCUUACCCCGUUGAAAUCAAAAUGGAGUCAACAUCCAAUGGAGAAUUAUCUCAAGGAUGGCAAAAAUACGGAAAAUGCCCAGAAGGAACUGUUCCCAUUAGAAGGAGUACAAAUUCUAUCACUCGUAAACACCCUUCGCCUCAUUUCAAUAGUAGCUUAUUUGUAGGCAUUGACGAACAGGUGCACGAGUACGCUAUAGUCAAAAGUGUUGGUCGCUUAUUUGGAGCAAGUGCAACGUUUACGGUAUGGAAACCUGAAGUCGAACAUAAUGAAUUUAGUCUAGCUCAAAUAUGGAUUAGUUCGGAAAAUGAUGAAAACAUGAAUACCAUUGAAGUCGGAUGGAUAGUUUCUCCAAGAAGAUAUGGUGAUGAUCAACCAAGAUUAUUCACAUUUUGGACAAGAGAUGGUUACAAUACUACAGGUUGUUAUGACCAUGAUUGCGCUGGAUUUGUACAAAUUGAUUUCAGCAUUCAGCUUGGUCAACCCAUUUUUCCUUCCACUCUUGGAGGGCAAUUAACUUUCCUAACAAUUAUGGUCUACAAGGAUUAUGGUGAGGAUGGACACUGGUGGCUAUAUGUAAAUGGUAUUAUCAUAGGAUAUUUUCCUAAGAAUCUCUUCACUUCAUUGAGUGAAUAUGCUGAUAGAGUGGAUUUUGGUGGAGAGAUUCUUAAUAAGGAAAAUGAAGGUCACCACACAACUACUCAAAUGGGAAAUGGACUAUAUGCCCAUGAAAAUGGAACAAGUACUGUAUCUGAAAUUAAAGUUUAUGACCAAUACCGAAAUCCAGUUGAAGAAUUGCAUGAAGUUUUUAUCACAGAUAGUCCAUGUUAUGGUUUACUUGUUUUUGGUAAUUCUAUAUUUUACGGAGGACCCGGUUAUUCUGCAAUCUGUCCUUAA
Impatiens glandulifera is the source of this 1446-nucleotide messenger RNA. RefSeq lists its product as uncharacterized. The transcript has 9 exons. The coding region runs from base 1 to 1446 and encodes 481 amino acids. The record is from RefSeq and is a predicted model, not a curated record. Lineage: Eukaryota; Viridiplantae; Streptophyta; Magnoliopsida; Ericales; Balsaminaceae.